Messenger RNA from Ceratina calcarata, 3200 nucleotides. RefSeq names its product RUS1 family protein C16orf58 homolog. NCBI's taxonomy places the organism in Eukaryota, Metazoa, Arthropoda, Insecta, Hymenoptera, Apidae. The coding region runs from base 1519 to 2913 and encodes 464 amino acids. The transcript has 9 exons. The record is from RefSeq and is a predicted model, not a curated record.
UUACGGAUAGCAAGAUGCGCAGCAUGUUUACAAAUUCCAAAAAUACGUAACGCACAUUUCAGUUUCUAACUGAAACGAGGGAACAGAUGAGACGCAACGCGAAACGAAAUUUACUUCACGGCAAUGACACGAAAUACAACCUACAAUUUUAAUUAAAAGAAUUGUGCAAGCAUUAGGGUUUAACUCGAGCGAUCGGUUUCCUCACUUUAGCAAACGUAACAUUUCAUUCUAGUCACUUACUUUACUUUGAACGCAUAACAUGGUGUCAGAUAAAGGUACCGGUGAGAAUGUCAACGCACGCGAAACAAGUAAUACCAAAUCGUUGUUAUUGCCGCGUCCAAGAUGAAGGAGUGAGUCUGAACGAGAUCGCAAAACUCAUAAACACUUUAAAUCAAAAGAUUUUAGACUUGCGAAAUGAAGUCAGUACUCUAAACAAUAUCAAUCCUGAUAUUCCCGAUGGAGAACGGAAAUUACUCGAAAAGUCCCAGCCAGUUUCUUACAACAGAGAAAUCGACGAUUUACAAAAGAAUGUGAGGUACAAUAAAUGUAUGAUUUCAGAAAAUUCAAAAGUUCUCGCUAAUAUCUUUCAAAAUGAUUCGACAAAUAAGAAGAGUAUAUCGAAAAAUAUCAAAGAUGCAAACAGUUCUGAGUCUAAAUUAAAAGUGCAAACGAAACGUAAUCCUGUUAUCGAGUUCAAGCCAAGAAGAAGGAUUAAGAAAAUUUCUCACGGAGUACAGUGUAACUUGGCAAUGGAUCGAAGAAGGAAACGAAUUUUCUUAAAUUGUUUUAAGACGGACUACAAUUUUUUAAAACCGAAUAAGAAAAUGAAGCUUUCAUCAGAAUCUGACAUUCACAUUGGUUACGAUAAAGAAAAAUUUAUCUUAACGAACAUCAAACAGGAAGACGAACAAAAUCUUCAAUUAGAAGUUUACGCAUCCGAAGAGGAACCAUCGCGUGAAGAUGUAGAUCGUUUGUGCAAGUUGAUUAAAAUGGAGCCUGAAAAGGAUAAGUUCCAAGAAGAUGAAUGUCAACUUUUCAAAUGUCCAACAAAUCGAAUGGGCGGUGGCGCAGAGUUCCGUGGAAAUCAUUUGAUUUCCGACUUUCACGAUAAGAUACAGAAGAUCAACUUAUAUAGAAACGUAAAAUUCGAUGCGAAAAAUGUGAAAAGGAGAUUGGACGCUUGCAUAAACGAACUUAAUGAAAUAAUCGAAGAUGUAUCUUUAAUCUUUUCAAAAUAAUAGCAAGAGGGAAUCAGCGAACAUUAAACGAUGAAGGAAGGCGAUUUGUUGGAUCAGCGAUUAAAAUAUGAUACCGAUUGAUUAAAAGAAAAUAUCUACUUCAUUUGUUGUACUACAUACAAAUUACUUGUCUCGAAAAAAGUUCGAUUGGGAAAUAUCGUUGCACCAGUGCAAGUGCAACGCGUGUGGAUAUAAUAUGGAUUGAACACAUCUAUGAAAACGAAAAGUACAUACGAUGUCGUGUUGUGCAUUCAAAUGAAAUUAAAGUGAUAAGUCCAAGAUGCACGAACGAUUACUGUUCACGGAAGCCUACGGGAGUGAGAAGGAAACAUUUUUUGUUAAAUCCAAAGAUGAACAAUCAAUAACCGAAUUGUUAUCAGACACAACCAGAACCAAAUCUUUUUAUUCCAGUUUCGUGUCGAUUCUGAAAGAGGUAUUUUUACCUCAAGGAUAUCCUGACAGCGUUCACCCUGACUACACUCCGUAUCAGAUAUGGGAUACGGUUCAGGCAUUUGCCAGUACUAUAAUGGGCACUCUUACAACACAUUCCAUUAUGCAAGGCGUAGGUGUAGGUGAAGCUGCAGCAACACCAUUAGCAGCAGCAAUAACAUGGAUAUUAAAAGAUGGAACUGGAAUGGUUGGUCGUAUUGUAUUUGCAUGGUGGAAUGGAACAGAUUUGGAUGGUCAAUGUAAAAAGUGGAGACUAUUUGCUGACAUUCUUAAUGAUUUAGCAAUGGGAUUAGAGCUACUCUUACCUUAUUUUUCUCCUUAUUCCCUUGGGAUAUUGUGUGUGUCAACAGCAAUGAAAUCUAUUGUUGGCGUAGCAGGCGGAGCAACAAGAGCAGCACUUACACAACAUCAGGCGUUACAAAAUAAUUUGGCAGAUGUAUCAGCCAAAGAUGGGAGUCAGGAAACGUGUGUAAAUUUAAUAGCAAGCUUUGUUGGUAUUUUAAUACUCUCAAUGGUACAUAGUGGACGAUACGUACUGGAACUUUAUCUCAUUCUGGUAAUGGUACAUCUCUAUGCAAAUUAUUCAGCUGUGAAAGCAUUGUGCUUGAACUCUUUGAACGAGGACCGUUUAGCUUUGAUAGUGAAAAGUUAUGUUUUAAAUGAAGUCAUUCCGGUACCCGAGGAAAUUAAUAAAAAGGAAUCUGUGUUAUUGUUAAGAAAACCUACGAUGAGUGUGUGCGGAUUUAAUAUUAAAAUAGGCGUAUCUCUGGCUGAUCUUAUUAAAAGAGAUAUAAUUUUAACCAGUGACACGGAGCUAGCAUUGAAACUUUUCUUAGAUAGAAAAUAUUUAAUUUCUAUUGAUGUACAGAAUAAAACUAUUUUUAUAUGUCUUAAAAAAGAUGCGCAACCUUACGACAUCCUCGAAGCAUAUUUUCACGCUUGUCUUUGCGGCUUGUAUAUUUGUAUGUCUCUGAAAGUGCCACUUGAUGUGUUUUUAAGGCCCAAAGUAAGCGAUCCAUCGUACCCUUUAAUGCGAAUAUACGUACUUAAUACGAAAUACUUUACUACAAGUAGUAGUGCACAAUCUUCAAAAGCUAUAGAGAGCAUUUACGCUACUAACUUGUUAAUUUCUUGUGAAUACAAAGCAUUUAUUAGUGGCCUUGAAAACAAAGGAUGGAUAACAGAAACUAAUUUAUUACCAGUAGCUGGCUGGAGGUUUUUGUAAAGAGGACACAUAAAAACGGAGUGUAAAUGUUGAACAUCGUGACUCCUUUCUUGAUAUCGUUUACCGUGAUAAAAUUUUAUAAUUUUAUUUGUAUGUCUCAUAAAUUAUGUGUUGGCAAUGAGAUAAAAUUAUUUAUAUUUUUUUAUAAAUUUUUAUCACAGGUGAUUAUAGUAUAGUAAAACCGAUAUGGAAACCAGUUUAUUUCCAAUAAUUUAUAAAAAUAUAACACGCCUUUAACCUGUACAAAUAUUUCAAUGAAGUUCAACUAAGAUUCCUGUUCUUGCUUA